AUGUCGGGCAGCACCAUGGCCGGCUCCUGGUUGGGAAAGCCGGGCCGCAUGAACUACGACAAGGAGGACCACGCCUCCCGGGCGACGACGGGUGGGGCAUUGCUCGAGCCAGAGGCGGCGAGUAAUGGCGCGCUGCUGCAGGCGGAAGCAGAAGGCGCAUUGCUGCUCUCCGGGUUGACCGUCGCAAUUGUGGUUCUGGUUGCCUUCUUGCUGACUGGCCGCCGCUCCAGGCCACCGCUGCGGAUGCCGCGGAUUCGCAGCAAAAAGGUUGCCUCUAGCGAGCACGCUCCCCUGUGCAUCCUCACCCUGGACGGCGGAGGCAUGAAGGGGCUUGUGCUGGCCACGCUGCUGGAGGCGAUAGAGGAGCGGACGGGCAUACCAAUCGGCGGUCUCUUUGACCUGGUGGUGGGCACGAGCACGGGCGGCGUGGCCGCAAUACAUGUGGCAUUCGCCUCUGCCCUAGGGGAGGGUUGCAGGGAUUACCGUGCCAGCCUCGAGCGCGUGAGGAAGGUGCUUGAGCAGCGGAGCAAAACAAACCUGCUGGUGACGGGGCACGAGUGCACGACGGUCGUGACCGCGUUCCACGAGGGUGGAGGGUGGCAGCCCUUCUUGGUGCGCAACUAUGAGCUCCCCUAUUCCAGUGGCGAGACGUCCGCUCCGAGAAGCCCUCGCUCCUACGCCAAUCCCGGAGCGAUCGACGGGGAGUCGGACUGGCCUAUCGAGGAUCUUGUCCUCGCCACGACAGCGGCGCCGGGCCUCUUCCCUCCCGUCGAGCGAGGAGGGAAGGUGUUUGUGGAUGGCGCUGUGGUAGCGAACAACCCGACGAAGCUCGCUAUCCGCGAGGCGCGACGCCGCUGGCCUGGCCGGCGGAUCGGCAUCAUCGUGAGCCUUGGGACGGGGCAGAUGCGUCAGGCACAGGCGCCGAUUGCGAGGACGUCGAGCCCAGCCUCGUACUGGAUUCCGGCCAUGCUCGACAUGGCCUUCGACAGCAACCGCACGCACGCCGACGUGCACGACACACUCCUGCCAGCGAUAGCCAACGAGUGCGGCCACCCUUUCUACUUUCGGAUCCAGCCCACGAUUGAAGACGCUACGAUGGUGACGACGAUCCCGAGGAAGCUCGCCGCGCUGCAGCAGCAGACGCGCGCGUUUGCCAAGUCGAUGUCGCACGACCUCGACAAGAUCGCCGCGUAUCUCCUCCUCGCCGCGGCGAGGCCGGCCUUCCUCCCCACCCCUGCUGGGGCGGCCGAGGCGGAGCGCUUGUGCGGCGACCAUUGCUGCCACUGGGAGACGCUGAAGGGCUUGGCGGCGCUGCGCGCGAGGUGCUCGGCCACGCCCCCAGGCUGA
Molecule: messenger RNA, 1347 nt
Organism: Emiliania huxleyi CCMP1516
Lineage: Eukaryota; Haptophyta; Isochrysidales; Noelaerhabdaceae
Exons: 3
Coding region: 1-1347 (448 amino acids)
Biological process (GO): fatty acid metabolic process
Cellular component (GO): membrane
Molecular function (GO): glycerophospholipase activity
Source: RefSeq, a predicted model, not a curated record